AUGUUUAUGAAAAGUAAUGGAAUACGGCAUACACGGGUCCCUCGCUAUCAUCCCGCUUCUAACGGGGAGGCGGAGAGAUAUGUUCAAACUCUCAAGCAGGCGUUACUUACCAGCAAGUUUGAUCAGGGGAAACCGCUACAGCAACGGCUGUCAAGUUUUCUGUUUUCGUACAGGAACACGCCCCAUACGGUUACUGGGCAGACACCUGCUGAGUUGUUCUUGAAGCGUAAGCCUCGCACACGUUUGGCAUUGCUUCAGCCCAAUCUGGCCCAGCAUGUUGAGGAGCGUCAGAUGAAGGAAAAGCAACAGCAUGAUGGUGGCCGAACAAAAACUCGUGAGUUUCUUCCAGGAGACAUUGUUUUAGUUCGUAACUUCAGAGGAAAACACAAGUGGGAUAAAGGAACAGUGAUCUUGAGAAUCGGUCCCCUAGCAUACCAGAUACGUAUUGGAGGACGAAUGUGUCAUGUGCAUGUUGAUCACCUUCUAGCAGCUGGUGAUGCGGAGCACACAUCCCCACCAACUACAGCUACAGCUAUGACUGGGAGUGGCUUUGUUUUGCCCUCUACUCCAGUAGUGUCCUCUAAACCCAUUCUUCCUGAGCCUGAGGUUACCCCUCUACCUGAAGUCUCACCUAAAUCUUCAGAGACUGUUGUUCCUACAUGUACAACUGAGUCACCACCUGACGUGGCAUCUACACCUGUGAGGCGUUACCCAAGGCGUACCCCUAAACCUGUAGUACGUCUGGACUUGUAA
Messenger RNA from Nematostella vectensis (starlet sea anemone), 753 nucleotides. RefSeq lists its product as uncharacterized. Gene Ontology annotation, biological process: DNA integration. The coding region runs from base 1 to 753 and encodes 250 amino acids. Lineage: Eukaryota; Metazoa; Cnidaria; Anthozoa; Actiniaria; Edwardsiidae. The record is from RefSeq and is a predicted model, not a curated record. The transcript has a single exon. Gene Ontology annotation, molecular function: nucleic acid binding.